Serendipita indica DSM 11827 is the source of this 1521-nucleotide messenger RNA. The record is from the annotation of a GenBank genome assembly. Lineage: Eukaryota; Fungi; Basidiomycota; Agaricomycetes; Sebacinales; Serendipitaceae.
AUGGCAAAUCAAGGACACGAGCUACGCGCCGUGUAUUCACUCGCGGGUGGUAUAGUUGCUCUCGGGACACUCUUCGUCUAUCUGGCAUCAAACGGGACAUCUGCAAAAGCCAGGAAAGCAAAUGCAAAGCUCCCAUCAGGCCCAAAACAACACUUUGCCCUCGGAAACGUCUUCAAUUUCCCCAAGGACAGAUGGUACGAAGCCUUUACGAGCUGGGGCAAGGAAUAUGGGGACAUCGUCUAUGUCAACCUCGCUGGCGUCCACAUGAUGGUCCUCAAUUCUCUCGAAGCAGUUCAAGAACUCACAGUCAACCGAGCGAGCAUUUACUCUGAAAGACCUUAUACAGUCAUGUCAAACGACUUAAUGGGACAAGGAUUUACGAUGAUUCUCUCAUCUACUGGACCCAACUUUACUGAGCAGCGGAAAGUGUUUCACAAAUUCCUUGGAAAGCAAGCCAUUUCGAACUAUGAUGGACUGAUCCAACGCCAUACAAAGGAUUUCAUCGAACAGAUCAAUGAGUUUGUCGGGGAUCCUUAUGACCCGCUCAUGAAGUCCGCGGGUGACAUCCUGACCACGAUUGGAUAUGGCGAAAAGAUAAAUAGUGAAUACGGCGAAAUACUCAUCAAGGUCAAUGCUGCAAGCACAAACCUGAUCGCAUGGGUGUUUACCAAGGUUUGGAUGGUUGACAUGAUUCCUGCGUUGCGUCAUGUACCCUCUUGGAUGCCCGGAGCAGGUUUCAAGCGCACAGCAGCGAGGGGGUCGUUCCUAGUCAACACAAUUCGCCACUGGGCAUAUAGCAUGGUCGAAGCUGCGGUGGCCGAUGGUACAGCGGACGACUCAAUCAUAUCUAAGCAAAUAAACCAACCGGGUAUUUCAAAUACCAACCUUCGAGAUGCCGUCGCAGUUAUGUACGGUGCUGGAGUUGACACAACUGUCAGUGCCAUCAUAAACUUUCUGUAUGCAAUGGCGCGUCAUCCCGAGUGGCAAGAAAGGACACGAAAGGAGAUGGAAGUCAUUCUAGGUCAUGAUCACAUGCCAACCAUGGAGGAUAUAUCUAGACUUGAGAUCUUCAAUGCCGUCUGGAAAGAAUCUUUUCGCUGGAAUCCGCCUGUACCACUGGGAAUUCCUCAUGUCAGCAGCAAAGAGGAUACAUGGAAAGGGUACUACAUUCCGAAAGGCACGAUCCUUCAUUGCAAUAUUGGUCAGUCUCUUUUCUUUGUUGUACGUCCGCCUGACUCUCCGCCAGGGUGGAUUCUCCGGGAUCCUCGCAUUUGGGGAAACGAUGGGCACCAGUUCAACCCGAACCGUUUUCUCGCGGGGAAGAAUCCCACGAUAGGCCAGCUUCCAGACGUUUCUAGCAUUCCAUUCGGAUUUGGAAGGCGAAUCUGCCCUGGAAGGUAUCUGGCAGAGAGACUUGCGCUCCAAUUCUCAGCAGCAAUUCUUUCUACGUACAAUGUCCUACCGCCCAAGGGCGAGCCGACUCAAUUUGACACUGUCUUCCAAGACUCGGUUGUUCGGUGA